This is a messenger RNA of Impatiens glandulifera, 1347 nucleotides long. RefSeq names its product 1,2-dihydroxy-3-keto-5-methylthiopentene dioxygenase 2. Gene Ontology annotation, molecular function: acireductone dioxygenase [iron(II)-requiring] activity. The record is from RefSeq and is a predicted model, not a curated record. The transcript is spliced from 10 exons. NCBI's taxonomy places the organism in Eukaryota, Viridiplantae, Streptophyta, Magnoliopsida, Ericales, Balsaminaceae. The coding region runs from base 122 to 1156 and encodes 344 amino acids.
CCUAAAUUUUGAUUGUAGAUGACAUGAGGGGAGGCUUUAAUAAGGUCCACCACAUCUCUCUAGGGGCGCAGCACAGCAGGAACUCAUCAAGUAAUUGUGUUGAAGAUCGACAUCCAUAUCCAUGGCAAUCGAGGCAUGGUUUAUGAACGAGAACACCACCACCGAAGAAGAAGAUCAGAGGCUUCCUCAUCAUCAGAAUCCCCAGAAAUUGGUGUCUCUGGAAUACUUGGCAGAUCUGGGAAUCCUUUACUGGAAGUUGAAUCCAGAGAAUUACGAAAAGGACCAAGAUUUGGAGAAAAUAAGGGAGAGCAGGGGAUAUAAUUACAUGGAUGUGUUGGAUCUGUGUCGUCCAGCAGAAGAGAAUGAGAUGGAGAAUUACUGGCAGAAGCUGAAGAAUUUCUACAGGGAGCACAUACACGGGGACGAGGAGAUUCGUUACUGCCUGGGAGGGAGUGGAUAUUUUGAUGUACGAGACAAGCAGGACCGUUGGAUUCGAAUCUGGAUGAAGCCCGGCGAUCUCAUCGUCCUCCCAGCCGGGAUAUAUCACCGAUUCACAUUGGACACCUCUAACUACGUAAAGGAUGCCAGGGAGGAAGUCUUACAAGCUUGGUACAUGGAUGACAGUGAUGAAGACCAGAGGCUGCCACAUCACCGGGAGCCAAAGCAAUUUGUAUCAUUUGAUCAGCUUGCAGAACUUGGAGUUCUUAGCUGGAGUUUGGAUGCUGAUAACUAUGAAACAGAUGAAGAACUAAAGAAGAUUCGUAAAGAACGUGGAUAUUCCUACGUGGAUUUUUGUGAGGUGUGUCCAGAAAAGCUUCCAAACUAUGAAGAGAAAAUCAAGAACUUCUUUGAAGAACAUCUUCAUACUGAUGAGGAGAUUCGCUAUUGUGUGGCAGGAAGUGGCUAUUUUGAUGUGAGGGAUCGCAAUGAAGCUUGGAUUCGAGUUUGGGUGAAGAAGGGGGGAAUGAUUGUCUUACCUGCUGGGAUUUAUCACCGAUUUACCCUUGAUACAGACAAUUACAUCAAGGCAAUGAGGCUAUUCAUUGGCGAUCCAAUAUGGACACCCUAUAAUCGCCCUCAUGAUCAUCUCCCUGCCAGGAAGCAAUACACGGAAGCAUUCUUGGAGACAGAAGCAGCCGUUAAUGCUGCAGCUUGAAAUCUGGUUUUCAACAUUGUGUGUCUUGUAAUAUUAAUGAGUAGUAAAACCCUUUGUUUGAUGAAGGUGAUGAUGAUAUGUGGCUUAUACACUUGUUGAAAUUACAAUAUAACUAUAUAUUUGAAUAAGACAAGGUGUUGCUGCCUUGUUGACAUAUGAUAUAUUAUUGGGCAUGCGUAUGUUUUCUUUCA